Didymodactylos carnosus is the source of this 1561-nucleotide messenger RNA. NCBI's taxonomy places the organism in Eukaryota, Metazoa, Rotifera, Eurotatoria, Philodinida, Philodinidae. The record is from the annotation of a GenBank genome assembly.
AUGUGUACAGCGCUUACGUUUCAACCUCGCUGUGAUUUGCCUGUUAUUCAUCGUAAAUUGAUGCCAACUGCAAUGGAACGACUCAUAUGGGGUUUUGGAGAUGGAUCAACAAUGUCUGUCGUUUCAACAAUAGCUGGAAAAGUUGGUUGUGCUAUCUGUUGGGAGAAUUAUAUGCCCGCUUAUCGAAUGCAUCCUUAUAAUCAACAAGUCGAAUUAUGGUGUGCACCCACUGUUGAUGAUCGAGAAAUGUGGGGUGUGACUAUGAGACAUAUCGCUUACGAAGGUCGAUGUUUUGUAUUAGGUGCUUGUCAAUAUCUGACACGAAAAGAUUGUCCACAAGAUUAUGAACAUAUUCCAGAUGACAAUAUACUUAUCAAAGGAGGAAGUGUGAUCAUCUCACCGACCGGUAAAAUUCUUGCUGGCCCGUUAUUAAAUGAAGAAGGCAUAAUUGUAGCUGAAAUUGAUCUGAACGAAAUUAUCAAAGGAAAAUAUGAUCUUGAUGUAACUGGACAUUAUGCACGAGGAGAUGUAUUUUCAUUGCAAGUAGAUACAUCUAAGCGUUGUGCAGUGUCAGAUAAGACAUAAAAUGACAUCACUAGACUCUCCAGUGCAUAUCAGAUCUAUGUCGUUCGUUAAAAUUUUACUAGCUUCGACAUUUGGUUUAUAGCAAAAUGAUAGAACCUUCCGAAAAAAGGGCGUACCGCAGUACUUCUGUUUCACCUGUUACGGUUACAGAGAAAACUUUGUGAAUACUCGACGACCACAAAACGAAUAAUAAUAGACACUUGAUGAAUCUUGCAUAACAACCGUAGAAGAGAGUUUAUCAUUUUUAGCUUAAUUUUAUCUACGUUGUUCACGAAUUUCAUACAAAAUCAUUUUCAAAAGACACGACAGUAUUUUAGACUAUGACAACUAUGAAAGAUGAGAUUUGGAAAAAAUCAAAAGAAAUUGAAGUACUUGAUGUAGACAACUUAUUUAAUCUGCUUAGCAAUGUAAUAAAUUAAUAACGAGUUUUUGUCUAAAUGUAUAUACGUAUAUGUUUAGCGUGAUGAUGAACGAGUUUUGAAAUCUCAACUUAAAAUUCAAAAGAAUACAUAUGUCUGCGCAUAUUCACUUUUAAGAUCAGUUUGUGGUAGAAUAAAAUCUUUCGAUCCUCUACUUAUACAUAAAUAUGUAUCUAAAAGGGGUGUUUAAUAUAAUCAAUUUGUCAUAUUCCCCAAUAUUUGUUUAGUUUUGCUGAAAAUUCGUACAAUUGUUCUUCUACGGAGUUGGAGAAAAAUAAUCCGUGAGCUUUGUUUUCGAUGUAUCUCUUUUGCUAUUGAUGCUAGAGAGUGAAUUCAAGUGCCAUUGAAAAGUGCAGAUAUUUUUGAAUACUACUACUAUACAUGGGCGAGACCAAGAUUUUUCAGUCCCGGUCUCGUAAAGUUGGUUUGAUCCCGCCCCGGUUUCGGUCCCGUCGCACAGUGGGCAUCCAGGCGGACAUUAGGCGAAAAAUUAAAGUGGCUCAUUUCUUUAAUGUAACUAGUGCAAAAUGUAGCCCUUGAAAUUCUCUAUCGAAUGG